AUGGCAGAAGAAGCAGCCGCUGCCCCCGACUUCUCCCCGGACCAGAUUGAGGACUUCAAGGAGGCUUUCGGUCUCUUUGACAGAGUCGGUGACAGCCAGGUGGCCUACAACCAGGUGGCCGACAUCAUGCGCGCUCUCGGACAGAACCCCACCAACAAGUCCGUCAACGAGAUCCUCGGCAACCCCUCCGCCGACGACCUGGCCAACAAGAGGCUGGCCUUCGACGCCUUCGUGCCCAUGCUGAAGAAAGUGGACGCUCUGCCCAAGGGAACCGUGGACGACUACGUGGAGGGUCUCCGCGUUUUUGACAAGGAGGGCAACGGCACCGUGAUGGGCGCUGAGCUGCGUAUUGUGCUGUCCACCCUGGGAGAGAAGAUGACCGAGAACGAGAUCGAGUCUCUGAUGCAGGGUCAGGAGGACGAGAAUGGCAGCAUCCACUACGAGGCUUUCGUCAAGCACAUCAUGUCCGUUUAA
Molecule: messenger RNA, 474 nt
Organism: Knipowitschia caucasica
Lineage: Eukaryota; Metazoa; Chordata; Actinopteri; Gobiiformes; Gobiidae
Source: the annotation of a GenBank genome assembly